Gasterosteus aculeatus aculeatus (three-spined stickleback) is the source of this 3154-nucleotide messenger RNA. RefSeq names its product thyroid hormone receptor alpha. The record is from RefSeq and is a predicted model, not a curated record. Gene Ontology annotation, molecular function: zinc ion binding; nuclear receptor activity; RNA polymerase II cis-regulatory region sequence-specific DNA binding. Gene Ontology annotation, cellular component: RNA polymerase II transcription regulator complex. NCBI's taxonomy places the organism in Eukaryota, Metazoa, Chordata, Actinopteri, Perciformes, Gasterosteidae. Gene Ontology annotation, biological process: cell differentiation; negative regulation of transcription by RNA polymerase II; retinoic acid receptor signaling pathway.
GGGUGGGGGGGGAGGAGGAGACCGAGCACAGAGAGCUAAUAAACCCGGCGGAGAGUUCCCCUCUUUGCAGACCGUGGCCAUGGAGUCCCUCGCAGACACGGCGCUCCCGUCUCCUCGCUCCUGAGAGCCGACCUCGACGCCGGGAGAAGCGCCCGCCGCGCCGCUCGUGACGGUCAACCGGGUGGACUCGCUCGGACGCAGUUGUUUCGCGCCGCCCCCCCGCUCACGCGCUAAAGCGGCUGCUUUCUGGCGCUCGGGACUCGCGUUGACGGCGCGGGAGGACACUUCAUGUCACAAGUCCCGUGUUGGUUGAGGGCAGCGUCACCGUCUUCUGGUGUGGAUCCAUUCAGAGGAGGUUCUGCGACUGGUUUUGGGUCCAGAUCGGCAGCUCUAGACCCCACAGCUUAAGAUCUUUCAGACCGGCGCGAGGACAUUUCCAUUUCAAACGACCCGCGCUGCCAUCAGAUGUUUGUGUUGACGAGCGAGACCGGCCUCCAUCUCCACAGCACCAGGAGGAGAUCCCUGAAGAAAGCUACCUGCGCGUGACAAGAAGCACCGGCUUGUUCAGACGGACCCGAGGAAACCACCAGCAUUCUACCCCUCAGCCACGGCCCGGCUUUACCUCUGGCCCGCCCUCCUCUCUUCCUCCGAUCCAAUCAGCAAGAACGAGCUCUCCCGCUUUCUACCUCCCAGAGAAAUACACAAGUGAAAGCAAUUCAUUAUUUAUUUAUUCCUUGUCCUGGCGCACCGUUUCUCCAUUUACCUCAGGGACUUUCUCUCCCAGGGCCCGGCUCCUCCACCGAAACCGCCGGGCCCCCCGUGACCGGCGCACAGGGCAGAUAUUCACCCGUGACCUCUCGCUGCUGUUGCCAUGACAACCGUAUUGCCUCUCGAGUUCUCCUCACUGCAGCUGUGACCAGCGACGACCUCGGACCUCUCCUCACCCGCCAGCUCGGGCCUGCUCACUGCCAGGAUUGUACUCGUGCACAUCUGUAGCCUGGGUAGUUAUCACUGGACUGUUGCCAGAUAGCCAGCUAUGCUCUCACAGUAACCUCACGCAGGAAACGAUAUAUAUACCUCAGCGACACUCGCCCAAGGAAACCCAAGGAACCUGUACAGUAACAGCGUUCGCCGUACUGGUUCUUCGACCCAUUCCGGCAAAGGAGUGCGCGCACCGCUUGGAUCCGCCCUGUAGACGACUCUCCUUCAGCCUCCUUCAGGCAGGAGUGGAGCAACAGUAGCCUCCAGAGGGGGGAGGGAGGUAGGGAGAGAGAGAGAGCGAGAGGGAGAGAGACACUCGGGAGCACUGCCUCGGCAAAGUGGCAUCGGGAUCCAUGCUGUUGGAAUAAAUCAGCGAUUUCCCAAGAGGUCUUUUUGGGGGAGAUCGCAGCAGAGACUCCAAAGUUCCCCCUCGCCUUCACUCACAUGAAGCCCCAAGAGACGUAAAUCCACCCACGAGGCAGACGCUGUUGAGGGGGCCUCAACAGCAGCAGAAAUAGAGGCUCGAGAACCCUGUCAAAUAAAAACCACUGCGUUGGGAACUGAGAGCAAAACACUGUGGUCCGUGUUGAGCGGCGGCACAAAGGAGGGGGGCGGCGUUCGGAGGACAGAGAAGAAUGCAGAGCUCCCCCGCUGAUGUCCCGCCCGCCGCGCUCCUCUCAGCCAACCGCUGCCCACAUUCUCAGAUGGCCGUCUGUUGAAGGGGCCGCCGGCGAAUGCUGAGCACGCUGGCGAGGUCGAGGUCCGCCGCAUUGUCCUGUGAUUGGCUGCCGGACGGGACUGUGGCUACAUGGAGCCAAUGUUCAACAAGCAGGACAGCAACUCAUCAGAGGGAGACGAGAAAGGGUGGCCGGAUGUGCCGAAGAGAAAGAGCAAGAACAGCCAGUGUUCGGUGAAGAGCGUGUCAGGUGAGGAUCCAUCAUCUCCUUCUUCAGCUCUCAGCGUGUCUGUCCCAGGGUACAUCCCCAGCUACCUGGAGAAGGAUGAGCCCUGCGUGGUGUGCGGCGACAAGGCGACCGGCUACCACUACCGCUGCAUCACCUGCGAGGGAUGCAAGGGUUUCUUCCGCCGGACCAUCCAGAAGAACCUCCAUCCGGCCUACUCGUGUAAAUAUGAAGCCUGCUGCAUCAUUGAUAAGAUCACACGCAACCAGUGCCAGCUGUGCCGCUUCAAGAAGUGCAUCUCUGUGGGCAUGGCCAUGGACCUGGUGUUGGACGACUCGAAGCGCGUGGCGAAGCGGCGUCUGAUCGAGGAGAACCGGCAGAAGAGGAAGAAGGAGGAGAUCGUGCGCACGUUGCAGACGCGGCCGGAGCCAGACAGCGCUGAGUGGGAGCUCAUCAGAAUGGCGACGGAGGCCCACCGGCACACCAACGCCCAGGGCUCCAGCUGGAAACAGAAGCGCAAGUUCCUGUCGGAGGACAUCGGCCAGGGUCCCAUCGUCACCACGUCAGACGGAGACAAGGUGGACCUGGAGGCCUUCAGCGAGUUCACCAAGAUCAUGACCCCGGCCAUCACGCGCGUAGUCGACUUCGCCAAGAAGUUGCCCAUGUUCUCAGAGCUGCCUUGUGAAGACCAGAUCAUCUUGCUGAAAGGCUGCUGCAUGGAGAUCAUGUCGCUGCGCGCCGCCGUCCGCUACGACCCGGAAAGCGAGACGCUGACGCUGAACGGCGAGAUGGCCGUGAAGCGCGAGCAGCUGAAGAACGGCGGGCUGGGCGUGGUGUCGGACGCCAUCUUUGAUUUGGGCAAGAGCUUGGCUCAGUUCAACCUGGACGACUCGGAGGUGGCUCUGAUGCAGACCGUGCUGCUCAUGAGCUCGGACCGCUUGGGGCUGACCAGCAUGGAGAAGAUCGAGCAGUGCCAAGAGGCCUACCUGCUGGCGUUCGAGCACUACAUCAACUACCGCAAGCACGCCAUUCCCCACUUCUGGCCCAAGCUGCUGAUGAAGGUGACGGACCUGCGCAUGAUCGGAGCGUGCCACGCCAGCCGCUUCCUCCACAUGAAGGUGGAGUGUCCCAAUGAACUCUUUCCACCGCUCUUCCUCGAGGUCUUCGAAGACCAGGAUGUGUGACUUGAAAAAGCGGCGGGGAAAGGAAACAAGACGUGACCCCUCCCUCCUCCCGUAAAAAAAAACAAACCCUGGGCAUGUGGAAGGAAA